AUGAUUAGUCCACCAUCAUUACCACCUCCAUUUGAUCCAAAUAAGAGUUUUCAACCAGUUUGGCGUCAAGCUUAUCAAUGGCUUAAUCAAUGUCAUGUUUUAUCACCUGAAGCUAAUCGUAUUUUAAGUUCACCAACUAGCACCAUCGAAGAUUUAGCAGUUAUCUUAACAGAUGGUAUUGUCUUAUGUAAUUUGCUCAAUUAUUUAGUACCUGGAAUAAUUAAUUAUACAGAUGUUUCCUUUCGACCACAAAAAAGUCGUUUUCUUUGUUUACAAAAUAUUCGUUUAUUUUUGGAUACAUGUAGACGUGAAUUAAAUUUUCGUGAUCGAGACCUAUUCGAUCCAUAUAUGUUAUUUGAUAAAUAUGACUUAGAUAAAAUUAUUGAAACUCUAUCCAAAAUCUCACGAUUAGAUGUAGCAAAAAGAAAAAAUUUAACACCUUUUCCAAUCAGUAGCCCAGUGAAUUAUGUUAAUAUGCCUAAAGAUGAUGAUAAUGGUCUAUUACCAAUUAUUCGUUCACUUGAUGAAACAAUACCUACACAAGGACCACCUAAAUUACAACGACAAUCAUCUUUAUGUCAUUCAUGUCGUUAUGCACGUAUUCAUCAUGUACCUUCAUUUCAUACCACAAAUCUACCUCAAAUAACAAAACAAGAAUCAUCAUUUAUGAAAACAACAAGUUCAACAAAUUUAAAUGAAUCAUUAUCAUCAUCAUCACUUGUUGCUGCUUGUGCUGCAUCAGCAUUAUCAUCAGCAGCAGCAAUAACAGAUAAAAAUUCAAAUGAUUUAAUAACAUCAUUAACAAAUCAUCGUUUAUCAACAUCGUCUCUUCCAUUUUCAAUAUUAAAUGGUGAUACAGGUGUUUAUGGUUCACGUAUAAGCAUCGCAGAUGAUGUUUAUGAACAAUUAUGUGAAAAACCAAAAAAAUCUGAUACUCAUAGAGCAUUCCUUCCACGUGAUCAUUGUGUAAAAGAAUUACUCGAUACAGAAUUGAAUUAUCGCGAUUCAUUAUAUCAAAUAGUGACGAAUUUUAUCGAACCAUUACCGUUAAAGCCAGAUGAAAGAAAAAAAAUUUUUCUAAAUAUUUCUGAUAUUUAUGCAUUACAUUCAGAAUUUUAUGAUGAUUUACGUGCAGCUGGUCGAAAUGAAAAAGGUCGUACAUCACGUAUUGUAGAUUUAUUUACAAGAUGGCAAGAUCGAUUUCUUAUUUAUGCUAAAUAUUGUUCUGAAUUACCUGAUGCUCAAGAAUUUCUUGAUCGAAAAAUAAAACAAGAUGCAAAUUUUGCUCAAAAACUUGAACAAUGUCGUCAGUCAGCAGGUGAACUUGGUAAAUUUCAACUACGUGAUACAGUUGUUUUACCAUUUCAACGAAUUGUUAAAUAUUCACUAUUAUUACACACAAUGAAAAAAAAUGUUCCAUCAACCGAUCAAAAUGGUGAUGCAAAACGACAAUUAUUAGAAAAAGCUGAACAAUUAAUGAUUGAUGUUAAUCAAUAUAUAAAUGAAGCAAAACGUGCACAUGAUAAUUUAAAAGUUAUAAAUAAUAUUGAGAAAACAAUCUGUGAUAUUAAAUUACCAUCAGAUAGAUGUUUACGUAGUUAUGGUCGAUUCAUAGCUGAUGAACAAUUUACUGUUAGUGAUGAUGGACAUCGAGGUGGAACAAGAACUGUGUUUCUAUUUGAUCGUGUUCUUUUAAUAUGCAAAGUUAAAGGUUCAGAAAAAUAUACAUUUCGUGCAGCUUUAUUUAUUCAAGGAUGUCAAAUAGAAGAAUUAAAAGCAACAAAACGCGAGUUUCCAUUUAUUUUACGUGAUAAUAUGAAGCAUGAAUAUAGAUUUGUUGCAAAAACCGAAGAAAAACGUACAUAUUGGCUUAAAAAUUUACGAGAUGCUAUUGAUCGAUGUUCAAAUUCAGAAUUAUUUGAAAAUGGACAUUAUUUUCAAAUGAAAUCAUUCGAUGAAAUCAAUCCACGUUGUGAUCUUUGUAAUCGAUAUUUAUGUGGAAUAUUUUAUCAAGGUUAUGAAUGUUCAAGAUGUCAGAAGAAACUUCAUCGAGAAUGUAUCAAAAAAAUGGGAUCAUGUUUUCAUCGAGCAUCACUUGAACGUAUUCGAAGUUUUGAUCGAGGUUCAAUUGAGUUACCACGUGCAUUUACCAGUGCAUCUAAUGUUAAUAACCACAAUCGAGUUUAUGCUUUAUAUGAUUAUGAUGGCUCAAUAAAUAAUAACAAUAAUAGAUCUCAUAUGAAUCGAUUUGAUGAACGACAUAUUAAAGUUAAUGAAGGUGAUGAACUUGAAAUAAUUGAAGAUGAUGAUGAACAUAUGUGGAAAGUAAAAAAUUUACGAACUAAUGAAAUUGGUCUUAUUCCUGCAACAUUGGUUGGUACAAUUGAUGGUGAUUUACAAAAAGCAAUUCAACGUUCAUCAACAACUCUUGCUGAAACAUCAUCAUUGCGUUCGAACAUAUCAUCAACACUUGCACAUCAUUUUCCCUUUCUUCGUUCACUUGUUCAAGCGUAUAGUCCACCUAAUCCAAUACGUGUAUCAAUUGGAAAUACAUAUUCAAAUCCACCAUCAUCAAAUAAUAAUAAUAAUAAUAGUAAUAGUAAUAAUACUAUACCUAUUCAACGCUCAAAAUCUAUUUCAUCACCAACAACACCUGAAACAAUAUCAUAUAAACAUCGAACAUUACAAUUAUCAUCUUCAUUUGAUAAUACACAUUUAUCAUCGACAUUUGUUCCAAUCUUACCGAAUAAUCGUCUAAAUGAUUGGUAUCUUGAUAUUAGUCGACAUCAAGCAGAAGAUAUAUUAAGAAAUGAAACUGUGCCGAAUAAUACAUUUCUUGUUCGAAAACAAGGAAAAAAUGAAGGACAUGCAAUAUCAAUUAAACAUAAUAACGAAGUAUAUCAUAUUCGAAUAUAUACUCAAGAAAUUGAUGGUUCUGUUAAACACUAUCUAGUUGAUAGUCUUCUUUUCGACAGUUUACAAUCUUUAAUUCAAUAUUAUCAAAUACAUUCACUUGAAGAUCGUUUUCCUCCUGUUAAAAGCUCAUUGGUACAUCCUAUAGCACAUAUGGCUAAAUAUGUAUCUGUUCGAUCGAAUUGGUCAUCUAUAAAUUCAAUAUCGCUUGAUCUUGUUUGUGAUAUUAGUAUUGAGGAAAUUGAACAAACAACAAUGAUGAAUAAACAAGAAGAAACUAAUGAUGAUAAUAAUCUUAGAAAAACUACUUCAUCAGAUGAGAAUAUUACAAGUGUAAUUCUUCGAUCGAAUGAAACAGACAAACGAGAAGAUCCAAUUAUAAUAUUAAGUGUUCUUCAACCAGAUGAAUAUCAUAUUAUUUCCAUUCAAUUUUUAUCCAAUGCUAAACAUAUGGAAUUUUAUCAUCGAGAAUAUAUUGGUAGUUGUCAAGGUUCCCGUAUAACUGAACUUGAUAGUGAAUCGAUUUAUGAAAUAACAUUUGAAUUUAAUCAAUUUCAUGAAGAAAUAACAUUAAAAUGUUUAAAACUUGCUGAUAUAACACAAUUAAUAGUUUAUUGUUUACAAAUAAAUCUAAGUAAAAAAAAAUUCAAUGUACAAUCACUACCAAUGAUGAAUUUACCAUUUGAUUUAAAUCGUGUACGUUCAAUGAUUGAUGAAACAAAUUUAUCAUCAAAUGCUCGUCAAUUUAUGAAUGAUCUUCAACAUAUACAAGAACAACGACGUACAAAAGAAACUUCUUCUUCUUCUUCAUCGCAACAAUUGAAUUUAAGUCAAAUUAUGUUAAUGAUGAAAGGUUAA
Messenger RNA from Rotaria sp. Silwood1, 3771 nucleotides. The record is from the annotation of a GenBank genome assembly. Lineage: Eukaryota; Metazoa; Rotifera; Eurotatoria; Philodinida; Philodinidae.